GACAAGGAAAGGUGUACGUUGAAGAAAAAAUGGGCAGCAUAUGAGGGCAGAGGACAGUAGGGAAGUCAGCCGCGCCCCCCCCCCCCCCCACCGGGCCAGGAGAGAGAGGGUGAUGCCAGGCAGAUCCACUACAGAUUGGAGAGAGGCCCUUCUUUUCACUUCUUCUGUCUCCACGACACUUGGCACAUAUGAGCCCGGGCCUGGCUUGAGAGGGUCAGGAAAGGGGCUCUUCAUCCCAGCAUCUCCAUACAAACACGAAGUCCUUUCUUUGAUCUUUCCCUCAUCCCCUGUGUUGCAGGACUGGGCCAGGGCCGAGGCUAGGAAGAAUGACACUGUGCUCAGUGGAGCCCCUCUUGACAGAAAAGGGCCUCAUUCCUUCAGUGUUUGCUGACCCAGGGGAUCAGACCCCAGUCUCCAAUCCCUCCUCCUCUUAGCUCCCCAGCUCUGACCCCCUGUAGGUGGCAGGGAGUGGGGGGGGGCAGUCCUUGCCACAUCUCUGAGCUAAAUAUACCCUAGCAGUUUGCACAUGUAGCAACUCUGCUUGUAACCUGAGCCCCUUGGGGGAACGGGCAGUUUGGGCCACCCCCUAGGCCAGCAGGGGCAGGCACUGAGGGCGCCGGGAUGGAGGCGUCCAACCGGACCCUCGUAGUGGGAUCAGCAGAGUCCUAUACCAGCCGUCCGUCAGACUCCGAUGUGUCUCUGGAGGAGGACCGAGAAGCCUUAAGGAAGGAGGCAGAGCGCCAGGCAUUAGCCCAGCUCGAGAAAGCCAAGACCAAGCCAGUGGCAUUUGCUGUGAGGACAAAUGUCGGCUAUAACCCAUCUCUAGGGGAUGAGGUGCCUGUUCAGGGAGUGGCCAUCACCUUCGAGCCCAAGGACUUCCUGCACAUCAAAGAGAAAUACAAUAAUGACUGGUGGAUUGGGCGACUGGUGAAGGAGGGCUGUGAGGUUGGCUUCAUCCCCAGCCCUGUCAAACUGGACAGCCUGCGCCUGCUGCAGGAACAGAAGCUGCGCCAGAACCGCCUCAGCUCCAGCAAAUCAGGUGACAACUCCAGCUCCAGUCUGGGAGACGUGGUGACUGGCACCCGCCGCCCCACGCCCCCUGCCAGUGGUAAUGAAAUGACUAACUUAGCCUUUGAACUAGACCCCCUGGAGUUAGAGGAUGAGGAGGCAGAGCUCGGUGAGCAUAGUGGCUCUGCCAAGACUAGCGUUAGCAGUGUCACCACCCCGCCACCCCACGGCAAGCGCAUCCCCUUCUUCAAGAAGACAGAGCAUGUGCCCCCCUAUGACGUGGUACCUUCCAUGAGGCCCAUCAUCCUGGUGGGACCGUCGCUCAAGGGCUAUGAGGUUACAGACAUGAUGCAGAAAGCUUUAUUUGACUUCUUGAAGCAUCGGUUUGAUGGCAGGAUCUCCAUCACUCGUGUGACAGCGGACAUCUCCCUGGCUAAGCGCUCAGUCCUCAACAACCCCAGCAAACACAUCAUCAUCGAGCGUUCAAACACACGCUCCAGCCUGGCUGAGGUUCAGAGCGAGAUCGAGCGAAUCUUCGAGCUGGCCCGGACCCUUCAGUUGGUUGCCCUGGAUGCCGAUACCAUCAACCACCCAGCCCAGCUCUCCAAGACCUCACUGGCCCCCAUCAUUGUUUACAUCAAGAUCACCUCUCCCAAGGUUCUUCAGAGGCUCAUCAAGUCUCGAGGGAAGUCUCAGUCCAAACACCUCAAUGUGCAAAUAGCAGCCUCGGAGAAGCUCGCGCAGUGUCCUCCCGAAAUGUUUGACAUCAUCCUGGAUGAGAAUCAACUGGAGGAUGCCUGCGAGCAUUUGGCCGAGUACUUGGAAGCCUACUGGAAGGCCACACACCCGCCCAGCAGCACUCCGCCCAAUCCGCUGCUGAACCGCACCAUGGCUACUGCAGCCCUUGCUGCCAGCCCUGCCCCUGUCUCCAACCUCCAGGGACCAUACCUUGCUUCCGGGGACCAGUCACUGGAACGGGCCACCGGGGAGCACGCCAGCGUGCACGAGUACCCGGGAGAGCUGGGCCAGCCCCCAGGCCUUUAUCCCAGCAGCCAGCCGCCAGGCCGGGCGGGCACCCUGCGCGCACUGUCCCACCAAGACACGUUUGAUGCCGACACCCCUGGCAACCGAAACUCUGCUUACACGGAGCUGGGAGACUCGUGUGUGGACAUGGAGACUGACCCCUCCGAGGGGCCAGGGCUUGGAGACCCUGCAGGGGGCAGCACCCCACCAGCCCGACAGGGAUCCUGGGAGGAUGAGGAAGACUAUGAAGAGGAGCUGACCAACAACCGGAACCGCGGCCGGAAUAAGGCGCGCUAUUGCGCGGAGGGCGGGGGUCCAGUCCUGGGACGCAACAAGAAUGAGCUGCAGGGUUGGGGGCGGGGCGUCUACAUCCGCUGAGAGGCGGGGGCCACACAGUGGGAGGAAGGGCUCUGAGCCCAGGGGAGGGGCGGGACAGAGGGGCUCACCACUGCGGAUGUAUCUUGCCUCCAGGGGGCGCUGUCCCCCUCCUUUCAGAUGCCUUUGCUCAAUGUUUGGGGUUUCUUUGGUGGUAGCAUUCCAACCAGCUCCUGAGACUCCCUUAAGCCUCAGCGGUAGGUUUUUACCUACAUGUUGUAGGUGCAUGGGGGGAUGACAACCUUCCUGCAGUAUCCCCUUCCCCACCUCAGGGGGCUCUCUCCCCUCGCCCAGAGAAAAGGUGCAGUUCCUUAACUCCUUCUACUCCAGGCUUUAAAUGAGUGUCCUAAAAUGGGGUGGCCCUUUCUUUUUCCAACCUGGAGUAUUUGGGAAGGGUGGGGGGCUUUUCCUGGUGAGGGAGACCACAGACUCUUUCCCAUGAGGGCUGUCUUCCCCAAGCCCCAGAUCCAGGGUCCUUCACCAUGCCCACCCCUCCCCCUAGCUUCCUGGCAGCAUUGUCUGGGAGGUGAAAGUUACAGCAUUGGAAACCCCACCGGGAUCUCGUCUUCGGGAGUGGUCUGGGUAGAAGCUGGCAGGCAUCAGAUGUAGUGCCCUGUGCCCGCCCAGGACCUAGAACCCUGAGGAGGGGGCAACCCGAGAUGCUGCUACCCCCACCACCACCUCCAUGCCUCAAGGCUUUGCCUACCCCAGGAAUGAGCUUUGCCUACAACAUCCCUUGCCUGCAGCCAUCAGAAGAGGGGGCCCCUCUCCAUCUGAGCCCCCCCAUCCCCUUGUCACCUGGGUGUGGAGCCCAUGGAACACUCUGGUCCAGCUCAUUUUGAAACCAAAAAACUGCUUCACUUUCACCCUGAGGCCCCAGGGGAGAGGGUAAUUGUCACCCCUGGGGCCUCAGGACCUCGGAUCCCCCCGGGGGGCUUAGCUGCUGCUGUUGCUGCUCUGUAUCUGCCUCUUGUGAUCCCGUCCUUUACCCAUGUCCACGCCCCCCAGGAGAGGCCUUGGUACCCCCUCUGCCCUGGAUCGUCCCUCUGCCUAGCAUCUCGUAGCCCAGCAGCCCCGUCCCCCACCCCCACCAGCACCCAGCUGGGCCAGAGAGAGCCGAUUGUGCCAACGAGGACUGGGCCCUGCCCGGCUGCCCGCCUCAGGGAUGGGUGCCUCAUGCCUGUCUCGCCACCUCCUGUGCCAAUGUUGUCCCACCCCCCACCCCCACCCGGGGGUGGGGUGCAGCUUCCACUUACUGGUUAGAAGAGACCACUGCCCAACCUUUCCCCUUCCUGUCUGGUGUCCUGUGCCCCCAUCUGUCUGUCUGUUCGUCUGUACUCCCCUAGGAGAAGUAUUUUGCCACAUAUAAAACCGCCAUCCUGUCCUUUGCGGCCA
Messenger RNA from Orcinus orca (killer whale), 3801 nucleotides. RefSeq names its product calcium voltage-gated channel auxiliary subunit beta 1 (gene CACNB1). Gene Ontology annotation, cellular component: voltage-gated calcium channel complex. Bases 622 to 2409 code for a protein of 595 amino acids. The record is from RefSeq and is a predicted model, not a curated record. Gene Ontology annotation, biological process: chemical synaptic transmission; neuromuscular junction development; regulation of voltage-gated calcium channel activity. NCBI's taxonomy places the organism in Eukaryota, Metazoa, Chordata, Mammalia, Artiodactyla, Delphinidae. Gene Ontology annotation, molecular function: high voltage-gated calcium channel activity; protein binding. The transcript is spliced from 13 exons.